This is a messenger RNA of Xyrauchen texanus (razorback sucker), 3360 nucleotides long. It is a transcript of the gene wnt10a, whose product is annotated as wingless-type MMTV integration site family, member 10a. Gene Ontology annotation, biological process: neuron differentiation; canonical Wnt signaling pathway; cell fate commitment. The coding region runs from base 284 to 1450 and encodes 388 amino acids. The transcript has 4 exons. The record is from RefSeq and is a predicted model, not a curated record. Gene Ontology annotation, molecular function: frizzled binding; cytokine activity. Lineage: Eukaryota; Metazoa; Chordata; Actinopteri; Cypriniformes; Catostomidae. Gene Ontology annotation, cellular component: extracellular region.
AGCGUCACUGCAGAUGUUCAUUCAUUCCUCUUCAAACUGAAAGCACCAUCAGAAGAGUUGUAAAGUGUUCCGAGCAGCGUCUGAAGCACCUGACUGAAACUAUAGGCUGCGUUUCAUGAAUGAGGGAUCACGCAUCGCUCUGCACUCUUUAGCCUCAUUUUAUUUUCCAUCAGAUUUGGAGGAACUGAGCCGGAUCGCAGCUGUACAGCUGUGCACACACUGGACGGAUCUUCUCUAAAAGCGGAAGAGUUGUGAUAGAGUUUUACAGAAGAGCAGCAGCACCAUGGAUUACUUUUUAUUUCGACUCUUCUGUUCUUUGGCUUUGUCGCCGCUUCUAGUUCAAAGGGCAGAUUCAAAUGAGAUCCUGGGACUAAAGAUCCCCUUUGACCCUAUUCUCAACGCCAACACAGUGUGCUUGACUCUGCCCGGACUGACAAAGAAACAGCUGGAUGUGUGUAUGAGACAUCCAGAUGUGACAGCCUCUGCCAUACAGGGGAUCCAGAUUGCCAUCCAUGAGUGCCAGCAUCAGUUCAGAGGACAUCGUUGGAACUGUUCCAGCCUGGAGACCAGGAACAAGAUCCCCUACGAGAGUGUUGUCUUCAGCAGGGGUUUUAGAGAAAGCGCAUUUGCUUACGCCAUCGCGGCGGCUGGCGUGGUGCAUGCUGUGUCCAACGCCUGCGCCAUGGGCAAACUGAAGGCCUGUGGCUGUGAUGAGAAACGGCGAGGGGAUGAGGAGGCAUUCAGAGUGAAACUUAACCGUCUGCAGCUGGAGGCCAUCAACCGGGGAAAAGGGAUGGUCCAUGGGGUGAUGGAACACUUCCCCGCCGAUGCUCUUGGCCCCCAGGACUCCUGGGAAUGGGGCGGCUGCAGUCCCAAUGUGGAAUUUGGGGAACGCUUCUCCAAGGAGUUCCUGGACUCCCGCGAGAUGUACAGGGACAUUCACUCCAGGAUGAGACUUCAUAACAACAAAAUUGGCAGGCAGGUUGUGGUGGACCACAUGAGGAGGAAAUGUAAAUGCCACGGGACAUCGGGAAGUUGUCAGCUCAAAACCUGCUGGCAGGUGACUCCAGAGUUCAGAACGGUGGGCUCAUUGCUGAAGGAACACUUUAAUAUUGCCACAUUAAUCAAAGCACAUAACAGAAACACAGGUCAGAUGGAGCAUGCCAACCCCACACAUCGACGAAGAGCCAAUGCAAAUGAUCUGAUCUACUUUGAAAAGUCGCCGGAUUUCUGUGAGAGGGACCCAAGGUCAGACUCUGCAGGGACACAGGGGCGGAUCUGUAACAAGACCAGCCAGGGCAUGGAUAACUGUGAGAGCCUGUGCUGUGGGCGGGGCCACAACAUCUUACAGCAAACUCGCAGCGAACGUUGCAAUUGCAAGUUCCAUUGGUGCUGUUAUGUCGUGUGCGAGGAGUGCCGGAUAACAGAAUGGGUCAGCGUCUGCAAAUGAAAUAAGCAAUAAUCUAUUAACUGUGUUAACGUGAACGUUAAACAUAGGGAAAGACUGAUAAACCCCUCCCUUUUGCAAUGAACAGCCAUUUCCGUGAUAAGAAUGGAAAGCACAAAUGUGGACUAAAAUGAAUUCAGUGCUAGAUAAGUGUGUGCGUCCCUGCACACUGCAUGGGUCCAAGCACAAUAUUUCAGACUAAUUUAGGACUUGCACUGCAUAUAAUUUCAGUAAGUAUUUUUAAUUUAAAUAAAUUAAAGAAUAGGAAUAUAUUGUGGAGUAUGCUGCCAACAGAGCACUCAUUGACACAGUGUUUUGUUUGUUUUAUUUUGGUUUUCAAAGAAAUCAGUGGCUCGUAGUCCUGUAUGAUAGCACCAAGCAGCUGCAUGGAAUUCCGGUACUUAAAGAAGAGGAAUUAUGUUUCAUAUACCUUUGCACAGAGCCAUUUGUCAGAAGAGUUUACCAAACAAACUCUGAGUUAAUGAACGGUAUCAUAUACCAAUGAAUAUUGAAUAAAAAAGGCCAGCAUGUCUGUUUAUAUUUCCAGUGAUUGUAUAUAUAUAUAACCACUUUAAUGCUGGUAAAAGUGCUGACUGGUCUUUAAAGGCUUGUUUGCCCUGUCAAGUUACACUUUUUGAGCAGAGCACAGUAAAAUGAAUGGAUUUCAGUCAUGUGCAACUGUGGAUCAGUCCUUUUGGAAUUGUCUGGUGACCAGGACAUCACUUUUAUGGACCACAUGGAUGUGGAUAUUUACAUUGGACAAAGGCAUUAAAAUACAUCAUAAAACUGAACCUAUAGAAGAAGCUGGACUAAACCUCUACAGAUACUUGUGUGCAUGAGGAUUCCCUGCAAACUGUUGGCUGUGCCUCUGUUCAUUUAAACAGGAAUAAAUUCACCAGAGCUUUUAUUGUCACUAGGUAUUUAGACAAAUGUAUAAUCACAUCCUGAUCACCACACCCAUAAUGUGGUAGCAAUAGGUUCCCUAAACACCAAGCUUUUUAGUAAAUCUCGACUUCUGCCAGCUCAUCCCACAUCUCCAACUAUAGGAGACACCGCUAACUGUUCUACAUGACCAUUCAAAAUUGAAGCGUCACUUCUAAGUUAUAGCAUCUUUUCAGAUUGCUCAUAUCCUUACAUAAAAAGGAAGUGAACUCUGUUCCAUCAUUAAUUGGUAAGAUAUUUAAAAGUACUAAAAUAUCAGUAGAUAUUUUAUGAAAAGAACUUUUCAUGGCCAGUGUAAAAAACGUAUACACAGUACAUUUCAAGGUGUCUUCUUUUCUAAGGAUACCAAUCACAUGAGCAAAACGUUAUAUAGAUAAUUCUAUAUAGUUUUGCUGCACUUGUGUGGAUAACAUUUCUGAAAAAGUUACACAUAAUUUUAACCAAUAAAAACCAUAUCUAAGCUUUUGAACACUUCUUUAGUUUUUGAUGUAAUCAGCAUUCACCUGUCAAUAGAUUUUAAAGGGAAGUCCAAACUAUUUUUCAUACAGUUAUUUUAGUCCUAUAAUGAAAGAAGAAUAUAGCAUUUGUUGUCUGUUUUAAUGUGACAAGUUUCUAUUCUGUUAUUUCUGUUUUCUUUUUGUAUUUAUUUAUUUGUGUCAUUUUCUCACAAUGUUCAAAUAUAUGACAAAAUAUAAAAAAUGCAGUCAAUUUAAUUUAGAGUUGUCAUUUAAUAGUUUUUUUUUUCAGAGUUUCUGUUGUUCUUUGUUUUAGAGACAAAAGUUUCAUUCAAUUUGAUUGUUUGCACAUUUUGAACUUUAUCCUUGAGAAAGGACUGACAUGAAAUAUUGUGUGGGGCGAACACGAUAAUAUGCAUUUUUUUAUUGUAUCGAUUUUUUUAAGUUUGAACAUAUAAGUUAUUUUAUUUUGUGGGUAACUUAAUAUUUGUAAAACAAUAAAGACCUUCAUUAUAA